ACGUAGUGCAGUGCAGGUUGAAAAAAUGAAAUGAAUCACAUAAUUAUUACUGUACUAGUAUUAAAUAUUCUAAAUUAUUCAUUCGAAUCACUUCGUCUUUGGACUAUUGACAUUGUUGUUACAGUACACUGUUAGCUCAAAGGAAAUGUCUUGCUGGAAACUCGAAUGACUGCACAUGGAACUGGAGACUAAUUCAACUGAUGUUGAUUGUUGUUAGAAGUGACAGUACAGUCAGUACUUAGCUAUUGUACCUGCUCCGAGAAUGGCGGACGUUGAUUCUGCUUCUGCAGUAUCCCAACUCAGUACAAACUGGCUGAGUGGAUGUGGUUCCAAGAAAUCCAAGUCCACUCCAAACGCAAGCUCGUUUUCUAUUUUGAUACAGGAGCGCCCAGAGAGUCUCGGCGUGGGUGCAAAGGUGUCUGCCAAGGAGAGGGAAAAGGCGAAACACCAGGCGCGGGUGCGUGAUGCUAUCUGCAAGGGACUAAAAGCGAAUCAUCGUCAAAAGGACACAGGGCACCGGAGACCUGCAGAUCAGGCACUAGCAGCCAAGCGGCAGAUAGCUGAAGCCGAAUCGAGCAGCAGUGAUGAGGAGGAGAGUCGUACCGCCAUCGCUCCGAGGAAGAAAAAGAAGUGCUAGGGAAAUACCGGCUUUUUCUUGUGCACAUACAUUUGUGGUGUGUGCAUUUCAUGGUGUUUUUUCGACUGCACAAAAUCACAAAAUUGUGACUGUACAAAACUGUACAAAAUUGUGGAUUUUUGUAGGGUUUUUUAAUGUUUGCUGAUCCUUGUAUUCUAGUUACCAGUAUGUUGUAGUCCGUGUACAAAUGGCCGUCUUGUGUAAAUAGCUUUGAUUGUAUAUAUUAUUGAGGCAAGCUAUGGUUGACUUCCAGAUUGAUUGAGACCAAAGAUGAAGUUUUCAUGAGAAUUAUGUGACAGUGUGUUCACUUUUAUUCUCUGACUGAACCGAAUCUACUUUCAUGCGGGCAUUCUUGCUUUCUUUAUUUUCCCACUGUUCGCUCCUGCGGUGAUUAAAACGUUAUUGCUCGAUUCCUUUAUCAAUAAGACUGGAGUCUCUA
Messenger RNA from Sycon ciliatum, 1076 nucleotides. RefSeq lists its product as uncharacterized. Lineage: Eukaryota; Metazoa; Porifera; Calcarea; Leucosolenida; Sycettidae. The transcript is spliced from 3 exons. Bases 263 to 637 code for a protein of 124 amino acids. The record is from RefSeq and is a predicted model, not a curated record.